Molecule: messenger RNA, 1554 nt
Organism: Talaromyces proteolyticus
Lineage: Eukaryota; Fungi; Ascomycota; Eurotiomycetes; Eurotiales; Trichocomaceae
Product: cAMP phosphodiesterases class-II-domain-containing protein
Exons: 3
Coding region: 1-1554 (517 amino acids)
Biological process (GO): cAMP catabolic process; negative regulation of glucose mediated signaling pathway; cGMP catabolic process
Molecular function (GO): 3',5'-cyclic-AMP phosphodiesterase activity; 3',5'-cyclic-GMP phosphodiesterase activity
Source: RefSeq, a predicted model, not a curated record
AUGGAUAAAGCGGCUUUCCAGGUCAUCGUCCUGGGCCCGACUGGAGGACCCAAGGAAGAUGCCGUAACCGGUCUCCUGGUUCGGUCUACAUCCACCAAGUGGUCCAAAGGGUCAAUCGUCGCAGUCGACGCCGGUACUCUUCUGUCAGGGAUAGUCCGGAUUCUAGAACAGGACAUCUCUGUCGAUAGUAAUGAUAAUUGCGAACCCAAAGCACUGGUGAAACAGGGGCCGUUCACCGGCAUGGGUCUUCCACACAUGACUGCGCACGCAAAUGCCGCCUACGUUUUCCGUGAAAUCAUUGCCUCUGUGCUGAUCACGCACCCGCAUCUCGACCACAUGUCCGGCCUGGCCAUUAACACGCCUCUCGUCGAGGCAAGCAAUGGCCCCAAAACCGUAGCGGCACUUCCAUCUGCCAUAUCGGCGAUGAAGAACCACAUGUUUAACGACGUCAUCUGGCCAAACCUAUCCGAUGAAGACGGCGGCGCGGGUCUUAUUACCUAUCAACGACUAGUAGAAGGCGGGAACCCCCGGUUCGGGCGUGGCGAGAGCAGAGGCUAUGUGCGCGCAUGCGAGGGUCUUGUCACGAAAUGUCUCAGCAUCAGCCACGGCCGUUGCAAGCAGCAAUAUCACGAUGAAACAGGCCGCCAUCACCGCGUAGGCAGCGCCGUUUUUGCUACCGACUCGAUGGUUAUGCCUGCUCGGGCACUGUCUAUUGACCAUGAAACCCUAACUCCUCCCUGCAGCAUCUACUCCCCCGCUCGCUCUCCACACAUCGGUCCCAACAACUCAGCAACCCCAGCGAAGGACAGCAACUGGGCGGUCGUCGAGAGCUCAGCAUUUUUCCUCCGCGACGACACCACGGGCAACGAAAUCAUCAUCUUCGGCGACAUUGAGCCCGACUCAGUCUCCCUAGAGCCACGCAACAAGCGAGUCUGGGAAAUCGCCGCGCCAAAAAUCGCCUCGGGUUCGCUCCAAGCCAUCUUCAUCGAGUGUUCGUACAACGAUGCCAUCGACGACGAGACUCUCUACGGCCACCUGUGCCCGCGCCAUCUGAUCGCCGAACUAAAAGUCCUCGCGGCCAAAGUCACCGACGCUCAGAACUCGCACACGCGUGGCCGCUCCUCGAAACGCAAGCGAAAGGACUCUGAAUCCACCGGCGCUAUGCAAGACCAAGUCAGCCCUCGCUCUGUCCGCCCGCUGUCCCAUCUCGCUAAAUCAAACACCUCCUCCCCUGCGCCUGGGCGACGAAGCGCGACGCAAUCACGCAUGAAUUCCGGAGACGUGAAUAUGGCCGACUCGUCUGCGGACGAGCAACAGGCUACCGGAAAUAACAACGAAAACAACGUCGAAGCUGCUACCGACGAUGACAACCCAGGCGUCAAACAGCCCCUAUUGACGGGUCUGUCAGUGUACAUCAUUCACAUCAAAGAUACGCUGACUGACGGGCCGCAUCCGAGCGAACGCAUCCUCGGAGAGCUGCGAACGCACAGUGAAGCGGCGGGUCUCGGCUGUGAGUUUUUUGUGCCGAAGCAGGGAGAGGGGAUAUGGAUAUGA